Oldenlandia corymbosa var. corymbosa is the source of this 2324-nucleotide messenger RNA. NCBI's taxonomy places the organism in Eukaryota, Viridiplantae, Streptophyta, Magnoliopsida, Gentianales, Rubiaceae. The record is from the annotation of a GenBank genome assembly.
UCCCAUUAUUACAAUUUUAUUACAAGACAAGUUGCCAAAUGAAAUUAAAAAAAAAAAAAAGAAAACCAGGGUUGACCAUACAGAAGGGAAAAGUCUGGUGGAUUACUUCUGGUGACUAAUUCUUCAUCAGAUAUGAUGUGCCUGAAAGUGAAAAGAAAUAUAGAAAAAUCAUUCACUGAGCUCCCUCUUGUGCUCCUCUGGUUCAAUAGUUUUUCAACAUGUGAUUGUGGACCUAAUCCCUCCCGGAGUACAAGUCGCACACGGCGCCGUAAUUACUUCGUAUCUAUGCCUUCCCGCAAUUUAAAUGGCCAGAAAACACACUGCCAAAGUUUUCGUAAAACCUGAUCGGACCUGUCCUCUGUCGGCUCUCACUUUACAUUUUUUUUUAUUACCGUCAUUUCGGUAUUUUAGGUUUAAUUUGUACCUUUUAAAUAGGACCGGAUCGGAUAACCUAAUUUUUUGUUUUCCAGAAGUCGGCCUAUGCCUUUUUUUCCACAGCCACACAAAGACAAGGGCACAUUUUAAACACCAGUUUCACGUUCUUUCCAUGUACGUCCAUUUCAAUCCUUUCGGAUCUUGCCACUUGACUUCAUCACUGCUCCAUUUUAGCUAGCAAUUUGUUAGCCAGACUGCCACAUUUUAGCUAGUAGCUAGCAAUACCCCUUUUAUAUAAAGUUUUAAACAGUGCUACCCUUCAAAAUUAAUUUCCACAUGCUUGAUUUCCAGAUAAUUAGAGAUAUUUUAAAUCUCUCAUUGUGUCAGCGAUAUAUAUAAUUCUAUUUCUCUUUCACACACACACACACACACACACACACACACUGUUGUUGAAGUCUCUGUCCUGUCCUAUACGUGCUUUUAUAUCAAAGUAAUAUACAUCUACUACAACUGCUCCCAGUUAGGAUCAUUCCAGGAACCUAACAAAUAAAUAGUUACUCACAACAGCAACAACAAGUGAUGAACUCCCCAACUGAUUGGCCCGAACCAAUAGUUCGUGUCCAAACUUUAUCCGAUUUGCCCGUAAUCCCAGACAGAUAUGUUAAGCCUCCUGAUCAAAGACCAACAGUACCAAUAUCCAGCACCAGUAGCUUUUCUUCUUCAAAGCUUAACAUCCCGUUAAUCGAUUUCGCCGACUUUUUAAACGGCGACACCAUCCGGCGCGAAUCCACUCUGCAGAAAAUAUACGAGGCUUGUACGGAGUGGGGGUUUUUCCAGGUCAUCAACCAUGGAAUCAGCCCUCAACUUCUGGACCGGGCUAGAGAAGUUUGGUAUGGGUUUUUCCACCAGCCCAUGGAAGUGAAGCAGGCUUAUGCCAAUUCCCCUAAGACUUAUGAAGGUUACGGCAGCAGACUGGGGAUCCAGAAGGGCGCAACUCUUGACUGGGGUGACUACUAUUACCUCCACUAUCUUCCUUGUUCCUUGAAAGAUCCAAACAAGUGGCCGGCGCUUCCUCUGGACCUCAGGGAUGUGAUUGAUGAAUACUCGGAACAAGUGGUUAAAUUUUGCGGGUUGAUGAUGAAAGUGCUGUCACAAAAUCUCGGGUUGGACCAAGAUUUUCUACAGAAUGCAUUCGGAGGGGACGACAUCGGUGCUUGUUUAAGGGUCAAUUUUUACCCCAAGUGUCCACAACCGGAAUUGACCCUCGGCCUCUCCUCUCACUCAGAUCCGGGUGGAUUGACAGUGCUCUUAACCGACCAUAACGUGGCCGGCCUCCAAGUUCGAAAAGACGAUCAAUGGAUCACGGUUAAGCCGGCUCCACACGCUUUCAUUGUCAACAUCGGCGAUCAAAUUCAGGUGUUGAGCAAUGCAGCAUACAAAAGUGUGGAGCAUAGGGUGAUAGUGAAUUCAGAUAGAGAACGAUUGUCGCUUGCUUUCUUUUAUAACCCAAAGAGCGAUUUGCUAAUUGGACCAGCAAAGGAGCUUGUCAGGCCACAGAAACCGGCACUUUAUCCAGCCAUGACCUUCGACGAGUAUCGACUUUACAUUAGGACCAAAGGACCAAAGGGCAAAUCCCAAUUGUCGGAGUUUCAAAAUUCCCCAAGAUAACAUCAAGCCUUCGGGUUACGACUACACUAAUUAAUUUUUCAUCUUUCUCAAAAAAAAAAAUUAUUUAUCCAUUGUUGAAUUAAGUAGGUCAUUUAUAUGUUAAGUGUAAAUCAUCUAAUGAUGAUCCUCGUAGAAAAUUUUAUGCCAUCAUCAUUAAUCAUAUUGGUACGAUGAUUCUUACCUUCCAUAUAUCAAUCAAUGUACGCGGCAGGUUUGAACUCUGAACUUUGAAUCGUUAAUGGUGGAAAAUCAAUGGCUAAUAAUCGAAAAUUAUUAUCCCA